Molecule: messenger RNA, 432 nt
Organism: Entamoeba nuttalli P19
Lineage: Eukaryota; Evosea; Mastigamoebida; Endamoebidae
Product: membrane-spanning protein, putative
Exons: 1
Coding region: 1-432 (143 amino acids)
Biological process (GO): ceramide biosynthetic process
Cellular component (GO): Golgi membrane; endoplasmic reticulum membrane
Molecular function (GO): ceramide cholinephosphotransferase activity; sphingomyelin synthase activity
Source: RefSeq, a predicted model, not a curated record
AUGAAAAUAUUUUCUGGAACUCGUUCAUGCCAUGACCUAAUGUUUUGUCCUCAUACUGCUGCAUUAUUCUUUUGUGCAAUGUUUUGGUAUCACUACAUAGAAAAAGCUCCAUUAAUAAAUUUUAAAUGGUGUUAUAAAGUUAGCCCUUCUGUUAAUGAAUAUGGCUAUCCACUUCGGUUUACAAUAGAAAAGGGUAUUAUUUGUAUUAUUACUGCUAUUGCCUCACUACUAUUUGUUAUGUGUAAAAGACACUACACUUUUGAUAUCUACAUUGCUGCUAUUAUUUCAGUACUUUUGUUUAAAUUAUACCAUCACUAUAUUCUCCAUAUUAAUACGAGAAUGAAUUGGUUCAAUGCUUUCUUACGAUGGUUUGAAGAUGGGUCUCCAGACAUUCCUGAACUUGGAAUGAAACAAGUAGAUCAUGAUAAUUAG